Molecule: messenger RNA, 1688 nt
Organism: Chelmon rostratus (copperband butterflyfish)
Lineage: Eukaryota; Metazoa; Chordata; Actinopteri; Chaetodontiformes; Chaetodontidae
Product: mid1-interacting protein 1-B-like
Exons: 1
Coding region: 329-820 (163 amino acids)
Biological process (GO): regulation of lipid biosynthetic process
Cellular component (GO): cytosol
Source: RefSeq, a predicted model, not a curated record
CAACUGCAGUGGGAGAACUUGCCAAACAGGUUGUGUACCCGCCUUGAAAGCACGACAGCGAGUGCAUGUAUAUAAAUGCGCAGACGUCUUCACACGAACGAGAAACUACGAGAGGGGCACGAACACUCAUCAAAGGGGAAAACUCAACCACAAGCACAGCUCGCCUGAUUUCCAGGACAGCCAAUCCCCGUUACAGGCAAGCAGACGCUCCUUUAAGCCGAUCAGCCCGGAAUUAAAGCAGGGCACUCUCAGAGGAGAAACAAACAAGACACGCAAGUAAGAGCUUCGCUUUCCUCUCUGCUCCAGAAGAAAAUCACCUCUCGGCAAGAUGAUGAUGCAGCCACUAGAAACCCCCAACCAGAAGAACUCCCUCUUCAACGCCAUGAACCGCUUCAUCGGCGCCGUCAACAACAUGGACCAGACCAUCAUGGUGCCCAGCCUGCUGCGGGACGUCCCGCUGGAGGAGGACAGGGGGAUGAGCUCCCUGAAAUCGGACGAGGACGAGGGGGACAUGUACAGCUACUACCAGCUGCUCAAGUCCAUCCGCAGGGACAUCGAGUGGGGCGUCAGGUGCGCCGCUGCCGAUGAGAGGCGCAAGGAGAGCAUGAUGAUCACCCGAAUGAACUCGUCCGCGUCCAUCUCCUCCUCCACGUCGCUGUCGUCCGAGGAGGACGACGAGGAGGAGGACGAGGAUCUGGAGAAGCAGUUCCAGUACCACCUGACCGGGCUGCAAGGGGUGCUCUCCAAGCUCACGCUGCAGGCCAACUCUCUCACCAACCGCUACAAGGAGGAGAUUGGGAUCGGAGGAUGGGGGCAUUAAACCCGGCAUCCCCAGAAACUGAAAGCCCCCAGAUUUACUUUUUAUUUUUUAAUAGACUGGCUGAACUGAAUUCUCUCGAUAGGCGUCUAUUGCUGCUGCUGCUGCUGCUGCUGCUACUGAUGAAAUUUGUGGACAAACAUUUGAAUGGUAGUGAAAAGGGCAGCUCGUUUGUUUUCCUCAGGCCUACGUGGUGUUGGUCUACUCUGUGCUAAAUACUGUAGAUGUGUUGAUCCUGAAGAAAGCCUGUGCAUACUUAACACCACACUCAUCUUUGCACUCCAGAGUGUGGUGCACAUUACGCGUUCAGCCGGGAGACACAGAUGAAACAUAUUUAAACCAUUAUUUAAUGUAUAAUUUAUUACCUCACACUGUGUGUUUGGGAGCCAGAUGUUAUUUCAAAAGUUGGAGAGGAAGUGGACUGAAUGAACUACAGGACUUGCCGCCUGAACCGCCCCGCUGAGUGAGGGCCGCUGACAGGAGAUUUCUCCUGUCUGUGAUGCUGAUGAUGUCAGCGGGGUUCAGAUGUAUUUGUCUGUGUAUGACUAGUUCUCCUUUCAAAUCCGAUGUGUCUGUGUCUUUAAAUCGUGCAUGCAUGGAAGGAGGCAGACGCUUACUGUAAAGCUGCCUGUGAUCUCCUCAUGUCCUACAUGGUCAGUGAACCAGAAUCAGCUGACAGUUCAUCUGCAUAGGGAAUAACGAGGGUUUCCAUGAGAUGCUUUGUUGUUAUUGUCAUUUGUCCGCUAUUGUCACGGUACUGAUGGAGAGAGUCCAUCUGUCAAAGUCAACGCUUUUGUACGCACCUUCUGCAACAUUUUGUACUGAAAGCCUUAAUAUUUGUUUCUAAAAUAAAACUUUUGUAUGAACUUCA